AGAGAAUUUCGUCGUGUUGUGAUAAACUUUUUUUUACAUGCGAUGCAGUGGGUGGAAUGUGAGUUUUGCUGUGCUUUUCCAACGUGAAUAUAUCGAAGAUUUGAUCGUCAGAUUUAUGAAUAGCUUAAAUUGAGAGCGUGAUCAUGAGUUACCCACCACCACCACCAGGGGGAGGUUACCCCCAGCAACCAGCCUAUCCACCACCAGGAGUAGAGGCUAGCCCAGCAUACCCCCCUGGGGGACAGGCAUACCCACCACCUGGGGGCCAGGCAUACCCGCCACCAGGGGGUCAGGGAUACCCACCACCAGGGGGUCAGGGAUACCCACCACCAGCGGGUCAAGCCUACCCUCCUCCUACCCAACCAGGAUACCCAGGGGGGCCAGCAGCACCUCCUCCUUACGGAGCCCCACCUCAUGCAGGGCAGGGUUAUGGAGUAGGGGUGCCUGGAUACCAAGUUGCUGGAGGAGUGCCUGGAACUGUUCACUAUGGUGCACUAGGUGGUCAGGUCGGAGCUGUGGGGGCCCAUGGUCAUCAUAAGAAGCCAAAGAAAGUAAAGAAGAUGAAAGUGAAGAAACACAAACACGGCAAGAAGUCUUCAUCAAGUUCCUCUUCCUCCUCCUCUUCGUCGUCAAGCUCCAGCGAUUCGGACCAUCAUGGCGGCUUGUACGGAGGCCACAAGGUCAAGGUCAAGAAGCACAAGCACAAGAAAGAUAAACACUACAAGUACUAACUUUGACGUUAUUGCAUGUUACAUGUAGGUAUUGGUGAUUACAAGUGGCGCAAUCAGGAGGCGUAAGCCAGGCCAUGAAAUAACAAACGGCACCCACAGCAAUAAGCCUUUUGGAGGUAUGGCGGACCCCUUGCACGCACUUUACUCGGGGCGACUGCGAGUAUCGCUCACCAUGUUGGUGGGCAUUAGGUUUACGUGUAAACGCCGGGUCGCCUAAAAUGCGCACUUCACUGAAUAAC
Messenger RNA from Asterias rubens (European starfish), 970 nucleotides. Its product is annotated as proline-rich protein 13-like. The transcript has 5 exons. Bases 144 to 731 code for a protein of 195 amino acids. NCBI's taxonomy places the organism in Eukaryota, Metazoa, Echinodermata, Asteroidea, Forcipulatida, Asteriidae. The record is from RefSeq and is a predicted model, not a curated record.